CCUGGGGCGGUAGACCCACUUGCCAGCCCCUAGGCGGGCCUAGGACCUCUACUGCCUGCCCAACUUGCCUCUACUAAUUGACCUUAUUAUAGAUUAGUACCAUAAUGCCGGUAGUGGAAAUUCCCGGAAGAAUAUAGAUCUAAAUCUAUAUCGAGAUCUAGUCUUUGGAUCCGGCUAAAUCGAAAUUCAAAGUUGGCAAAACUUUUUGUUUAUAAUGCGUUAAAAAUGAAACUUGUCGAUGAUGUUGUGCGUAGCCUUCGGGUUUCAAAAAUAUUUCGGGAAAAUACAGAUCGAAUUAGUAGUUUAAAUUUUUCAGCUAAUGGAGAAACUUUAAUUACAAGCAGCGAUGAUGACUCUAUAGUAAUAUAUGAUUGUUUAAAUGGCACACCAAAGAGAACUCUAAACAGUAAAAAGUAUGGAGUAGACUUAAUACGGUAUACACAUGCACAGAAUACAGCACUACACUGUUCAACUAAAGUUGAUGACACAAUACGAUAUUUAUCUCUUCAUGAUAACAAAUACAUUCGCUACUUUCCUGGGCACACCAAAAAAGUUGUCACUUUAUGCAUGUCACCUAUUGAUGAUGCAUUCAUAUCUGGUUCAAUGGAUAAAACUAUUAGACUUUGGGAUCUUAGAUCACAAAAUUGUCAAGGUUUGAUGCAUUUGUCUGGACGGCCAGUAGCUGCAUUUGAUCCAGAAGGUCUUAUUUUUGCUGCAGGUGUCAACUCUGAGAGUGUCAAACUUUAUGACCUCAGAUCAUUUGAUAAGGGUCCAUUUACUACUUUUAAACUUCCCCAAGAUAAAGAGUGUGAUUGGACAGGUCUUAAAUUUAGUCCUGAUGGUAAAAUGAUUCUCAUAUCUACCAAUGGCAAUGUCAUACGGUUAAUUGAUGCAUUUCAAGGAACACCACUCCAAGCUUUCAUGGGAUUUACAAAUCAUAAAGGAAUACCACUAGAGGCUUCAUUCACACCUGAUGCAAGAUACGUUUUUUCAGGUUCCACAGAUGGUAAGGUUCAUUGUUGGAGCACAGAGUCUGGAGUUAAGAUGGCCAUACUGCAGUCAGAUCACCCAGGACCCAUUCAGUGCAUUCAGUUCAAUCCUAAAUAUAUGAUGAUGGCUUCUGCUUGUCAAAAUAUGGCUUUCUGGCAACCAGCUGUAGAUGACUGAAGAAACAUUUGUGUGCCAUGGUGUCAUUCAUUCAAGUUCUGUAAUAUAUAACAUUCAGUUUUGCUCCCAUUUUAUAAAUACACAUUUUUUUUAACAAAAUA
Biomphalaria glabrata is the source of this 1268-nucleotide messenger RNA. RefSeq names its product WD repeat-containing protein 82-like. Gene Ontology annotation, molecular function: chromatin binding; protein binding. The record is from RefSeq and is a predicted model, not a curated record. Gene Ontology annotation, cellular component: Set1C/COMPASS complex. Bases 226 to 1167 code for a protein of 313 amino acids. The transcript is spliced from 9 exons. Lineage: Eukaryota; Metazoa; Mollusca; Gastropoda; Planorbidae.